AUGGACAACAAGCUGAAUGUCUGCAGGAAGGAGUUAGUGGAUGUUCAUGGUGUCCCCAUCUUCUCGUGCAUUGCUGAGGAGUGGUCCCAGGUAGAAUCAUUUGAGGCCCGGCCAGAUGACCUUCUGAUUUCCACCUAUCCCAAAUCUGGAACAACCUGGAUCAGUGAAAUAUUCGAUUUGAUCUAUAACAAUGGGGAUGUGGAGAAAUGUAAACGGGAUGCAAUAUUUAAUCGAGUGCCUUUCAUGGAACUUACCCUUUGUGGAUUCAGAAGUGGUGUUGAGCUGUUGAACAACAUGCAGUCUCCCCGAUUAAUAAAAACACACCUACCCGUUCAACUUCUCCCUUCUUCAUUUUGGAAGAAUGACUGCAAGAUAAUCUACAUGGCACGGAAUGCCAAGGAUGUUGCUGUAUCUUACUACUAUUUCUAUCAGAUGGCAAAAUUACACCCAGAGCCUGGAUCCUGGGAGGAGUUCCUGGAUAAAUUCAUGGCUGGGAAGGUGUGUUUUGGUUCCUGGUAUGACCAUGUGAAGGGCUGGUGGGAGAAAAGAAAAGAUUAUCGUAUCUUUUACCUAUUAUAUGAAGACAUGAAAGAGAAUCCAAAGUGUGAAAUUCAGAAACUGUUAAAAUUUCUAGAAAAAGACAUUCCAGAAGAAAUUGUGGAUAAAAUCCUCUAUCACUGCUCUUUUGAUGUGAUGAAGCAGAACCCUAGUGCAAAUUAUACCACUAUGGAAAAUAAUCUUAUGGACCAUUCUGUGUCUCCCUUCAUGAGAAAGGGUAUUACAGGAGACUGGAAGAAUCAGUUCACUGUAGCCCAGUAUGAGAGAUUUGAAGAAGAUUAUGUAAAGAAAAUGAAAGGUUCUACACUGCAGUUUCAGUCAGAAAUCUAA
Molecule: messenger RNA, 888 nt
Organism: Cynocephalus volans (Philippine flying lemur)
Lineage: Eukaryota; Metazoa; Chordata; Mammalia; Dermoptera; Cynocephalidae
Product: sulfotransferase 1 family member D1-like
Exons: 7
Coding region: 1-888 (295 amino acids)
Biological process (GO): sulfation
Cellular component (GO): cytoplasm
Molecular function (GO): aryl sulfotransferase activity
Source: RefSeq, a predicted model, not a curated record